This is a messenger RNA of Clonostachys solani, 186 nucleotides long. The record is from the annotation of a GenBank genome assembly. Lineage: Eukaryota; Fungi; Ascomycota; Sordariomycetes; Hypocreales; Bionectriaceae.
AUGGGUAUCGGGGAUAUUGCCGUUGGAAUUACGAUAUGGCGGGUCGUUCUCGUUGUUGAGUAUCUGCACGCUACGGAUGCCACUUGGUGGAUUGCCUUGCUUAUUUCCACAGCGAACGAAAGUAUCCUAGGUCACACUACAGCUCAGGCCACAGCACACACAAGCACGCGACUAACUGUAAAGUAA